AUGGCAGGACGGGACCGGAUCGUGCAACUCUUGCGGCAGUUGGAGCGUGUGGCAUGCAGAUGUCCAGCCCACUCCAACGCCUUCCACCAAGGUGCUGCUGAACCCUGCACAGUGAGGAAGACAGACUACGCUUUUGAGAUGGCCAGCUCCAACAUCAGAUAUGGUCCUGGGGUCACCAGAGAAGUUGGAAUGGACGUAGCUGCCCUUGGAGCUCGCCGCGUGUGUGUGAUGACGGAUCAAAAUUUGGCCUCAUUGGCUCCGGUGAAGACGGUCCUCGAGUCUUUGGUCCAGAACCGCGUGGACUUCAGCGUGUAUGACCAGGUCCGGGUGGAGCCGACCGAUGCCAGCUUUGCGGCGGCCAUCUCCUUCGCGAAGGCGGGGCUCUUUGACGCGUAUGUGGCGGUGGGCGGGGGAUCUGUGAUUGACACCUGCAAAGCGGCCAAUCUCUACGCUUCUCACCCCGACAAUGACUUCCUGGACUUCGUCAACGCACCAAUUGGGAAAGGGCUUCCGGUCAAGGGGAAGGUCCCCCCUCUCAUUGCCGUGCCAACCACAGCAGGCACAGGCAGCGAGACAACAGGAGUAGCCAUCUUUGACUACGAGCCAAUGAGAGCAAAGACAGGCAUUGCGAGUCGGGAGAUCCGCCCCCUCCUCGGGAUCGUGGACCCGCUGCACACACUGAGCAUGCCCAGUAGAGUGGCGGCUAACAGUGGCUUUGACGUGCUCUGCCAUGCUCUGGAGUCCUACACUGCUCUGCCCUACCACCAGAGGGCGCCCUGUCCCCCAAGCCCUCAGCUGAGACCGGCCUAUCAGGGCUCCAACCCAAUCAGCGACGUGUGGGCGGAGCAUGCACUCAGGGUGGUGUCCAAGUACUUUAAACGGUAA
This is a messenger RNA of Knipowitschia caucasica, 885 nucleotides long. NCBI's taxonomy places the organism in Eukaryota, Metazoa, Chordata, Actinopteri, Gobiiformes, Gobiidae. The record is from the annotation of a GenBank genome assembly.